AUGUCUGCGACUGAAGCAUCAACCAACCCCGGUCUGGAGAAGGACGUCGGAGUCGCUCCCCAGACUCAGAACGGCGCCGGUGCGGCGAUGCAGCCUCAAAUGUCUGCCGAGGAGCACCAGGUGGCUCGCGCCGCCGCCCGCUUCGGAUAUGGACCGUUGGCUCACGUCAACACCAACGAGGCUUCGCUCCCGGCAUUCGGUGGAGAGUUCCAGCCGGGUCUGUACAAGUCGGUCGAGGGUCGCAAGUUCGCCAAUCCGGCGCCUCUGGGCCUCUGCGCUUUCGCCUUGACUACGUUCGUGUUGAGCGCAAUUAACAUUGGUGCGAAGGAUAUCAGCGCGCCCAACAUUGUCGUUGGUCUUGCUUUCGGAUAUGGUGGUCUGGUGCAGUUGCUUGCUGGCAUGUGGGAAAUGGCCGUUGGCAACACCUUCGGUGCUACUGCUCUCUCCUCUUACGGUGGUUUCUGGUUGGCCUUUGCUAUCGUCUUGACCCCCGGUGGGUUCCAGAUCGAAGAAGAGCUCGGCGCCACCUCCAGUGAUCCCUCCAACUUCUACAACUCCAUGGGUCUGUUCUUGAUGGGCUGGUUCAUCUUCACCACCAUCAUGCUCUUCUGCACCCUGAAAUCAACCGUUGCCUUCUUCCUGCUCUUCUUCUUCCUGGACUUGACCUUCCUCCUCCUCGGUAUCUCGUACCUGCAGACCGAUUCCUCCGGAGGUGUCAACGUCCCCGUCCAGAAGGCAGGCGGUCUCUUCGGUCUCCUGGCGGCCUUUGCUGCCUGGUACAACGCCCUGGCCGGUAUCGCCGAUACCAGCAACAGCUUCUUCAUCAUUCCCGUUGCUCACUUCCCCUGGUCGGCCACUGGCCGUACCCGUCGCAACAAGUCGGAGCGUGAGCUCGCUUAA
This is a messenger RNA of Penicillium nucicola, 900 nucleotides long. Its product is annotated as acetate uptake transporter family protein. Lineage: Eukaryota; Fungi; Ascomycota; Eurotiomycetes; Eurotiales; Aspergillaceae. Gene Ontology annotation, cellular component: plasma membrane. Gene Ontology annotation, molecular function: acetate transmembrane transporter activity. The transcript is spliced from 3 exons. The record is from RefSeq and is a predicted model, not a curated record. Bases 1 to 900 code for a protein of 299 amino acids.